Molecule: messenger RNA, 2184 nt
Organism: Nakaseomyces glabratus
Lineage: Eukaryota; Fungi; Ascomycota; Saccharomycetes; Saccharomycetales; Saccharomycetaceae
Gene: ATM1
Product: ATP-binding cassette Fe/S cluster precursor transporter ATM1
Biological process (GO): transmembrane transport; intracellular iron ion homeostasis
Cellular component (GO): mitochondrial inner membrane
Molecular function (GO): ATP hydrolysis activity; ATP binding; ABC-type transporter activity
Source: RefSeq, a predicted model, not a curated record
AUGCUUAUAGGUGGUGCACAAAAUCGUUUGUAUCAGCUCAGAACAUCCAAUAUACUGGGUCUUUUAAGGACUAGAAGUGCCCUACGAGUCGGAAGUAAAGUUGAACUUAGAUGUCCUUACAACAACUGGACGAACCUGGGUAGGAGCCAUUUCUCUAGCACCAGUAUACCUCCCACAUUUAAAAGCAAGACAUUUGGUAGAGAAAAGGGAUUAUUAGCUCAUAAUAUAAAUGUGAAACGAUUAUCUUCUACUGUAAGCAAAUCGAAGUUACCAAACGAGGAUACUGCUCAUAAUGCUUCUGAAAAGAAUAGUAAAAAGACUGACACUAAAGCUGUGAACAUUUCUGAAUUGAAGAUAUUGAAGGACUUGUUCAAAUAUAUAUGGCCAAGAGGCAACACUAAGGUGAAAGUGCGUGUGCUAUUGGCGUUGGCUUUGCUAAUUGGAGCUAAAGUAUUGAAUGUACAGGUACCAUUUUUCUUCAAACAGAUUAUAGAUGGAAUGAACGUGGAUUGGUCAGAUGCAACUGUUGCUUUACCAGCGGCUCUAGGACUUACAAUUAUGUGCUAUGGUUUGGCAAGAUUUGGAGCAGUUCUUUUCGGUGAGUUGCGUAAUGCAAUCUUUGCUAGAGUGGCACAGAAUGCUAUAAGGAAUGUAUCUUUACAAACUUUUGAACAUUUGAUGAAACUUGACUUAGGCUGGCAUUUGAGUAGGCAAACGGGUGGUUUAACUCGUGCCAUGGAUAGAGGUACUAAAGGUAUUUCUUAUGUUCUGAGUGCUAUGGUUUUCCACAUCAUUCCAAUUACCUUUGAAAUAUCAGUUGUAUGUGGUAUUCUGACCUAUCAAUUCGGUGCUUCAUUUGCAGGAAUCACCUUUACGACUAUGUUAUUGUAUUCAAUUUUCACUAUCAGAACCACGGCCUGGAGGACGAGAUUUAGAAAAGAGGCUAAUAAAGCUGAUAACAAAGGUGCUAGUGUAGCUCUUGAUUCCUUAAUCAAUUUUGAAGCUGUAAAAUACUUUAACAACGAAAGUUAUUUGGCAAACAAGUAUCACAACUCUUUGAUAAAGUACAGAGACUCACAGGUUAAAGUUGCACAAUCACUAGCAUUUUUAAAUUCAGGACAAAGCUUAAUUUUCACAACAGCCCUAACCGGAAUGAUGUAUAUGGGUUGUACAGGUGUCAUAGGAGGUGACUUAACCGUUGGUGAUUUAGUCCUGAUUAAUCAAUUAGUUUUCCAAUUAUCUGUACCUCUGAACUUCUUGGGUAGUGUAUACAGAGAGUUGAAACAAUCAUUGAUAGAUAUGGAAUCCCUAUUUAAGUUGAGGAAGAAUCAAGUUAAAAUUCAGAACUGCUCUCAACCAAAAAGUAUAAGCAAGAGUGAUGGCCCUUUUGAGAUUAAAUUUGAAAAUGUGACUUUUGGCUACGAUGGUCAAAGAAAAAUUUUAAAGAAUGCCUCUUUCACAAUACCAGCUGGUAUGAAGACUGCCAUUGCUGGCCCAUCUGGUAGCGGUAAAUCGACCGUCUUAAAAUUGGUAUUUAGGUUCUACGACCCCGAGGAAGGGCGUGUUUUGGUCAACGGUGUUGAUGUCAGAGAAUAUGAUAUAGAUCAACUGAGAAAAGCCAUUGGUGUGGUUCCCCAAGAUACACCUUUGUUCAAUGAUACCAUCUGGGAGAAUGUUAAAUUUGGCCGUAUUGAAGCUUCCGAUGAAGAGAUUACCAGGGUUAUAGAUAAGGCUCAACUAUCUGAUCUAAUUGCGAAAUUACCACAGGGCUCAAGCACCAUUGUCGGUGAGCGUGGUUUAAUGAUCAGCGGUGGGGAGAAGCAAAGACUUGCGAUUGCUCGUGUAUUAUUGAAGGAUGCUGAUAUAAUGUUUUUCGAUGAGGCAACAAGUGCACUAGAUACUCACACAGAACAAUCAUUAUUAAGAACUAUCAGAAGAAACUUCAACAGUGGCGAGAAGACUAGUGUUUAUAUAGCACAUAGACUACGGACCAUCGCUGAUGCUGAUAAGAUUAUUGUGCUAGAAGAAGGCACAGUACGUGAAGAAGGUACCCACCAAGAACUGCUUGCCAGAGAAAACUCUCUAUACAAAGAGCUCUGGCGUAUCCAAGAAGACCUAGAUCUCCUGGAAGAUGAAAUCAAUCAUGAAAAGGAAACACUAGAAAAGCUAAACAAGUCUAUCUAA